CCCUUAGAAUCGACAGUACCGCUAUUGGAAUCCAUAAAUGAUACCGUUACCAAAUCUCCUUCAGGCGUGGAUCAGAACUUAACGAUCUUUGUCGGGAUUCUGACUACUUAUGAGAAGAUCGAGGUUAGGGAGAGCUUGCGCGAGCUGUACACACAUAAUAACGACGCUCUGGCGCGGUAUCUCGGAGUUAAGAAAUCGCCCGUAACGAUUAGAUUUAUCCUAGGACUGCCAGAGGAUGAAUAUAAAGAUGAGCUGGAGGAAGAGUCUAUAACGUACGGGGAUAUUGUUAUUUUAAAUAUUGAAGAGAACAUGAACGAAGGAAAGACAUUUGAAUAUUUCAAAUGGUUUGCUAAGCAUAGAGAGGAUAAUUAUAUGCACAAAUUGGACGAUGACACUUUCCUCCACCUUAUUCAUUACUACCGUGACUUUCAAGACUUACCGAGAGAACGUGUAUACUAUGGCAAUUGUUUAGGAGAUAGACCUGGAUCAUAUAGGUUUAUGGGAGGUGCGGGAUAUACACUCUCCCGCGACCUCGUUAUAGACAUUGCUGAAUCCGACUGGGUUAGUUCAUUUAUCGAAGGCGCUGAGGACCAGCUAGUGGGUGAGUGGAUAUGUCAUGUGGCUAGGGAGAAGAAAUAUUUCGUGCACUAUGUCGGCUUUACUGAUUGGAAACCUCUCCGUCAAAACCCCUAUCAUGAUUUUGACAAGAAGCUGGACUUCAACUCCCUUGUCGAGACCAUCAUGAUCCAUCGCAUAAAGAACAUUGAGGAUCUGAAUGCCAUUAAAGAUGUGUACACCGAAUACGAAGAAGGAUUGCCAAUAGUCAGAGUCAUUCGGAAUUCAACGACCGAAAACCUGGUUACAAAAAGGGAGAUUAUUCCAACAUGCUGGACCGCACUUGAGAGGGAGAACUGGAAUCAAUCUUUGCAGAAUACUUAUAAAAACUGGUUCUAUGAAGCUUGGGGCUUUAAGGAGGGGAUGUGGUAUGGGUAUUAUGGGCCUGUGGAAGAUAUAGAGAUUACCGAAUAG
Dentiscutata erythropus is the source of this 1029-nucleotide messenger RNA. Lineage: Eukaryota; Fungi; Glomeromycota; Glomeromycetes; Diversisporales; Gigasporaceae. The record is from the annotation of a GenBank genome assembly.